This is a messenger RNA of Tripterygium wilfordii, 1247 nucleotides long. Its product is annotated as E3 ubiquitin-protein ligase BIG BROTHER-like. The coding region runs from base 279 to 1022 and encodes 247 amino acids. The transcript is spliced from 9 exons. Gene Ontology annotation, molecular function: ubiquitin conjugating enzyme binding; ubiquitin-protein transferase activity. The record is from RefSeq and is a predicted model, not a curated record. Lineage: Eukaryota; Viridiplantae; Streptophyta; Magnoliopsida; Celastrales; Celastraceae. Gene Ontology annotation, biological process: protein ubiquitination; negative regulation of organ growth.
UAUUCUCCUGAUCCCCUGAUCCAUUCACUUCUCUCUCUCCAGUCUCUCCCUCUUCUCUCUUGCAUUCUCUCGCUCUCGCUCACACACGCGUACAUACGCAUAAACGCGCAGAUUUUUCCCGAGGAAAUUUCGAGUCGCGGAGAGUUGAUCCUUUCUUAGAAUUCGUUCAUUGUAGAUCAAUAUCGCAUGACGAGGUUAAAUAGGUGGUGAAUGGUAAAGCGUUUUUCCUUCAGCAGUUAUCUGCUUGCCUGAAUUCGUCGAAAGAUCAGUGGUUCAUAAUGAGUUGGAGUCAACAUAUGGAUGUUCCUUACUUCAACACCAGCUACCCUUAUGGUACAACAGGGAGCUUUAUUGAAUAUUUCGAAGGCCUUACUUAUCAACAUGUAAAUUUCAUUUUUGAUGGUGCUUCACAAGUUCAGGAGAAUGUGUACCCAUCGACCAAUACAAAUUUCUACAAGUUUGGGGCAUCGGAAUCUGGGACCAUCUCAUAUUAUGAUCAUUGUGAUGCUUAUGAGGUCAAUGAUCAUGAAUUGCGGAUCGAUGAAAAUGGAAGGCCUAUGCAGAACUCAUUAGCGACUAAUGAAUCAACUACUGCAAUAAAUACAGAAUGGGAAGGGAAUGCAAAUGCUAAUUCACAUGACAACCCUAUAGAGUGUCCACGAAGACACCAUAGUUCUCGUGAUUAUCAGGUUGUUUGGCAAGAUAAUGUUGAUCCUGACAGCAUGACUUACGAGGAAUUACUCGAUUUAGGUGAAGCAGUAGGAACUCAGAGUCGAGGUCUUUCCCAAGAACUUAUCUCUUUGCUUCCAGUCUCGAAGUACAAGUGUGCAUUCUUCUUCAGAAAGAAAUCAAGAAGUGAGAGAUGUGUAAUUUGCCAAAUGGAAUACAAACGAGGCGAGCGGCGUAUCACUCUGCCAUGCAAACACAUAUACCAUGCUGGGUGCGGUACUAGAUGGCUUAGCAUCAACAAGGCUUGCCCAAUCUGCUACACUGAGGUGUUUGGUGAUGCAUCUAAAAAGUAAAGAAUAUUCAUUCAUGAACAUAAAGAAGAUAGCCUUCAUAUGCUCACUUUCUUCUUUGGAUUUCCGUGUCCUUCUCCAUACAAAAGCGUGCCUUCAUUUUCACACUUUCUGUAGAAGAGCCAUUGAUUGGCAUUUGUAAUAAUUCAGCAAUGUGAAUGUUAAACAGGAUGGAUGUUUUAGAGGCAGGACCAUUUCUGUUUUAGAAGUUCUCUUCAUUCUUUUAUG